GCCAGCUGGUCUUUGGCCAUAGUGAUCAUGGCCCUCUAUUCCGUCGUAUGUGUAGUGGGGCUCUUUGGGAACUUCUUGGUCAUGUAUGUCAUCAUCAGAUAUACCAAAAUGAAGACUGCCACCAACAUUUAUAUUUUCAACCUUGCCUUGGCCGAUGCCUUAGCAACAAGUACGCUGCCAUUUCAGAGUGUGAAUUAUCUUCUGGGAACAUGGCCAUUUGGUACCACUAUUUGUAAGAUUGUAAUAUCCAUAGAUUAUUAUAACAUGUUCACAAGUAUUUUCACCCUCUGCACCAUGAGUGUGGAUCGCUACAUUGCAGUUUGCCACCCGGUCAAGGCUUUGGAUUUACGCACCCCUCGAAAUGCCAAGAUUGUCAAUGUCUGUAACUGGAUUAUUUCUUCAGCAAUUGGUAUACCAGUGAUGGUGAUGGCAACAACCAAAGAGAGCAAUGGAUCCAUUGAUUGUACACUUAAGUUCUCGCAUCCAGCCUGGUAUUGGGAGAACCUACUGAAAAUCUGUGUUUUCAUCUUUGCCUUCAUCAUGCCCAUCUUAAUCAUAACGGUCUGCUAUGGAUUGAUGAUUUUACGUCUGAAGAGCGUCCGAAUGCUCUCCGGCUCCAAGGAAAAGGACAGAAAUCUUCGGAGGAUCACCAGGAUGGUCCUUGUGGUUGUGGCUGUUUUCAUUGUCUGCUGGACUCCAAUCCAUAUUUACGUCAUCAUCAAAGCCUUAAUCCACAUUCCAGAAACUACUUUCCAAACCAUCUCCUGGCACUUCUGCAUUGCAUUAGGCUACACAAAUAGUUGUCUCAAUCCCAUCCUUUAUGCCUUCCUAGAUGAAAACUUCAAAAGAUGCUUCAGAGAAUUCUGUAUCCCAACCACUUCAACCAUCGAACAGCAAAACUCCACCCGCAUCCGCCACACCCGUGAUCAUGCCUCCAGCGCCCAUACAAUGGAUAGGACUAACCAGCAAGUAUGA
Molecule: messenger RNA, 975 nt
Organism: Thamnophis elegans (Western terrestrial garter snake)
Lineage: Eukaryota; Metazoa; Chordata; Lepidosauria; Squamata; Natricidae
Gene: OPRM1
Product: opioid receptor mu 1
Biological process (GO): sensory perception of pain; G protein-coupled opioid receptor signaling pathway; neuropeptide signaling pathway
Cellular component (GO): membrane; neuron projection
Molecular function (GO): G-protein alpha-subunit binding; beta-endorphin receptor activity; G-protein beta-subunit binding
Source: RefSeq, a predicted model, not a curated record